UUUUUUAAAACAAGUGUCAAACGGAAUCAAGAGCUUUUAGUGCGCCUAACUUUUGAAAAAAAUAAACUGCUUUUUCAAGCGGUUUAUUUUUUUUAAUUUCGCGUAUUUGGUUUAGAUACCCAGUGAUUUUGGCAAAAUGACGCAACAGGACUCAGUGAAUGUGACGGAAAAUGCUGAAUCAACAGUUCAAGCAGUUGACAAUGCGGGCUCUUCGCUUCUUGUUCCCGGUAAAGGAUUGCUGCGGCCGGUAUCGGUGGCCGGCACGAUGGAGCACGCUCUGCAACAUCGCGAGCGCGUCGGCGUGCAGGACUUCGUGCUGCUCGAAGACUAUCAGUCUGAGGCCGCCUUUAUUGACAAUCUGAGGAAGAGGUUCCACGAGAACAUUAUCUAUACGUACAUCGGCAACGUGCUUAUCUCCGUGAACCCUUACAAGAACCUGCCCAUCUACACCGAAGAAAAGAUCCAGCAGUAUUAUAAGAAAGCCUUUUUUGAGGCUCCUCCACAUGUGUUCGCGAUAGCCGACAACGCCUACAGGUCACUAGUUUACGAACACAGGGAACAAUGCAUUCUGAUCUCAGGCGAAUCCGGCUCUGGAAAGACCGAAGCCUCCAAAAAAGUUUUGGAAUACAUCGCGGCACGUACCAAGCACCUUCGGACCGUGGAGACAGUCAAGGACAAGCUGCUGCAGACCAACCCCUUGCUGGAGGCCUUCGGUAACGCCAAGACCAACAAGAAUGACAACUCUAGCCGCUUCGGAAAGUACAUGGACGUCCAGUUUAAUUAUGAAGGCGCUCCGGUCGGAGGCCACAUCCUCAACUACUUGCUGGAGAAGUCCCGCGUGGUCAGCCAGAUGACAGGCGAGAGGAACUUCCACAUCUUCUAUCAGCUGCUGGCCGGCGCGGACCAGGAGAUGAUGAGCUCCCUCCGUCUGCAAGGAAGACCAGAAGCUUACAAGUUCUGCAACACUACGGAUUCGCACACACAAGCAUCCAAGAUAAGCGACGCCGACCAGUUCCGCACCAUCCGCGAGGCCAUGAAGGUCAUCGAGAUCGGCGAGGUUGAGCAGGCCGAGAUCUUCCAGAUAGUUGCCAGCGUUCUGCACUUGGGCAACGUCAAGUAUGUGCAGAACGACAAGGGCAAUGCGGAGAUCUUGACGCAUGACGCUAGCAGCGGAAAUGUUGCUGAGCUCCUCAAAGUGGACUCUACAAAACUGCGUUCAGUCCUCACCAGUCGCACGAUCGACGCCCGUGGAGACGUGGUCAACACCCCACUGGACGUCGAGCAAGCGCAGUUCGCCAGAGACGCCCUCGCCAAAGCCAUCUACGAUAAACACUUCAGCUGGCUUGUGAAGAGACUGAAUGCUUCGCUGGCCCCGGAUCAAUUAGGAGACAGGGACUCUGUUAUUGGCAUUCUGGAUAUCUACGGUUUUGAGAUCUUCCCUAAGAACUGCUUCGAGCAGUUCUGCAUAAACUACUGCAACGAAAAGCUGCAGCAGCUGUUCAUCCAGCUGACGCUCAAGCAGGAGCAGGAGGAGUACCUGCGCGAGGGUAUCGAGUGGGAGCCGGUCGUGUACUUCAACAACAUUGUCAUCUGCGACCUCAUUGAGGCUCGGCAUCAAGGUAUUAUCUCAAUCCUGGACGACGAGUGCCUACGGCCUGGAGAUGCUUCGGACGCUAGCUUACUCGAGAAACUGAACCAGCGUCUGGACAAACACAAGCACUACAAGAGUCAUCGCAAUGUCGACACCAAGACGCAGAAGCUGAUGGGACGAGAUGAAUUCUGCAUCGUCCACUACGCGGGUGAAGUGACGUACAGCGUGAGCACUUUCCUCGAAAAGAACAACGAUCUUCUGUUCCGAGAUAUUCAGGCCCUCAUGGCUACUAGCGGGAACACCAUCGUGGAACAAUGCUUCAAGGACUCCAACCUGACUAGCAAGAAGCGGCCCGAGACUGCCAUCACGCAGUUCAAGAACUCCCUAAACGACCUCAUCAAGAUCCUCAGCAGCAAGGAGCCUUCUUAUAUCCGCUGCAUCAAGCCCAAUGACUUCAAAAAGCCUAUGCAAAUGGACGACAAGCUGAUCUCUCACCAAGUGAAGUACCUCGGUUUGAUGGAGAACCUGCGCGUGCGACGCGCCGGCUUCGCCUACAGGCGCACUUAUGAGGCCUUCCUCGAGAGGUACAAGUGCCUGUGCGCAGAGACGUGGCCGGUGUGGCGCGGACCCGCAAGCGACGGUGUGCGCAAGCUCGUUGAAGUCAUGAACUACGAACGCGAGGAGUACAGGAUGGGCAACACAAAAAUCUUCAUCCGCUUCCCCAAAACGCUCUUCGAGACCGAAGACGCCUAUCAGAUCAAGAAGAACGACAUCGCAACCAUCAUCCAGAGCCGUUGGCGCGGCUACUGGCAGCGCAAGCAGUACCUGAAGAUGAGGGCGGCCGCCAUUAUCAUCCAGAAGUGGGUGCGGCGGUUCCUGGCGCAGAGAUUGCUGGCUAGGAGAAAGAAGGCUGCUGAAGUCAUCAGGGCUUUCAUCAAAGGCUUCAUCACCCGCAACGGCCCCGAGACGCCGGAGAACCGCCGGUUCUUGGGGAUCGCGAAGGUCCACUGGCUGAAGCGACUCUCCACCAGACUACCCACCAAGAUCCUGGACCUCAGCUGGCCCGUCCCUCCCGCUACAUGCCAGGAGGCCUCCAAAGAGCUGCAGAGGUUGCACCGAGCACUUCUCUCCCGCAAGUACCGCCUGGCGCUGUCGCCAGAGAACAAGAAGCAGUUCGAGCUCAAGGUUCUCGCCGAGAAGAUGUUCAAGGGCAAGAAGAACAGCUACCCAGCCAGCGUAAGCAAUCGCUUCGUGGUGGACCGUCUCAGCAACGAGCUGCAAGUUCUGCGCGGAACGUUCAUGGCCUCCGCUGCCUGGCCCACGGGCGAGAAGCUCAUCUAUUCCAGCGAAGCCAUAAAAUACGACCGGCGAGGCUACAAGCCCCGCGAGCGCGCACUUCUCGCCUCCGACAAGGCAUUGUAUGUCCUCGACGCCGCUGGACGAAAGACCUUCAAGCUGAAACACCGGCUGCCACUUGACAAGUUGAGGGUCAUCGUGACUAAUGAGACGGAUAGCUUGGUGUUGAUCAAGAUUCCGCAGGAGCUGAAGAAAGAUAAGGGUGACCUGAUCAUCUCGGUGCCGGAGCUGAUCGAGGCGCUGACCAUCGUCACCGACUACACCAAGAAGCCCGAGCUCAUCGAAAUUGUUGACACUAGGACCAUCGCGCACAACCUGGUGAACGGCAAGCAGGGCGGCACCAUCGAGGUGAUCAACGGGCCGCAGCCCGCCAUCCAGCGCGCCAAGAGCGGCAACCUGCUCGUGGUGGCCACUCCCUAAACGCACCGACCAGUAUUGAGAUUAUUGAG
Molecule: messenger RNA, 3396 nt
Organism: Cydia amplana
Lineage: Eukaryota; Metazoa; Arthropoda; Insecta; Lepidoptera; Tortricidae
Gene: Myo61F
Product: unconventional myosin IC
Exons: 22
Coding region: 137-3367 (1076 amino acids)
Biological process (GO): vesicle transport along actin filament; actin filament organization
Cellular component (GO): cytoplasm; myosin complex; plasma membrane
Molecular function (GO): actin filament binding; microfilament motor activity; ATP binding
Source: RefSeq, a predicted model, not a curated record